This is a messenger RNA of Amoebophrya sp. A25, 290 nucleotides long. The record is from the annotation of a GenBank genome assembly. NCBI's taxonomy places the organism in Eukaryota, Dinophyceae, Syndiniales, Amoebophryaceae.
AUGCGUACGAUUCUGGCGCAGGAGAAGCAACGUGUAGACAAUUUCAAUUCCACUGGGUUGAUAUGAAACGAAAAAGUGUACUCAUCCUCAAGAACGUAGGCACUUUCUAAGUAGGAAAAAACCUCCUUUCUUGAGUAUGAGUACACUUUUUUCUGUCAUAGUUGAAGGAAAAACUUCUGGAUUUCAUUCCGUUGACUCCAGAAGCGUUGCUAAGUGCACCGGCGACACAACCGCUGCAUGGUCGCACGCACAUGCCGUCCUUCAGCGUGGACGCGCAGCACCCAGAAAGG